CGUCGGUCUGUGUAUAAACAACCGUCGAGACAUUUAAACAGCGAGCUGUCAGAACGACACGAAGCGACCACACUGCCGGCUGGUUCAGAUUGUUGGACCCUGAGCUAUUAUGCAGCAUGACCCGACAAGGACCUCGCCUGUGUUCUUCCUCUAUGGAAGACAACCCUCCCUGCUAGCCACCUGCGACACCCCCCCUCAAAACUUUGCUGAAACACUGCCAACAGAAAUGAGUGUGAGGAUCUUUGGUGAAUUGGACCCGGAGAGUCUGUGUUGUGCCUCGCAGACCUGCAAGCUGUGGCAUUACAUCAUCGAAGAGAGCGAGCAGCUGUGGAGGAGGCAAUGUCUGCUGGUCAGAGCCAUCUGUCAGAGGGAGGUUGACAGCGACAGGAGGGACGGCCUGUCCUGGAAGGUCACUCUGGUGAGGAACUACACUCGAAGCUGUUUGAAGAGAGACUGGCUGAGAGGACGUUACAGCCACGUGAGAUCAGCGGAGGAGCUGAGGGGCAGGAAAAUGACGCCGCUGGAUGCUGAGACCUGGGGAGAGAUCCUACAGGCCGAGCUGGACAGAUGACUGAUGGCAACGUUUGCUGCCACAUUUAGGAUUUUAUUUAAAGCACCUUUUAUACUUUUGUGUUUUAUACAAAUACACACAAACAAUUGUUCUUUGUAACUUUUUUAAGAAAAAAAGGACCAUGGAUGGCUGAAAUGAACAGUUAUGAUUGUCUCUUUACCUUGAUGUACAUAUGGCAAUAAAUCACAUCAUGUUGAA
Messenger RNA from Chelmon rostratus (copperband butterflyfish), 769 nucleotides. RefSeq names its product F-box only protein 48. Lineage: Eukaryota; Metazoa; Chordata; Actinopteri; Chaetodontiformes; Chaetodontidae. Gene Ontology annotation, molecular function: protein binding. The record is from RefSeq and is a predicted model, not a curated record. Bases 110 to 571 code for a protein of 153 amino acids. The transcript has 3 exons.